UCACGCGAUGUUUGGACAGCGGGCUCCGUGUCGUCAUCCAGUUAACGGUUUAUGUCACAGUAAUCUUUUUGUCGGGCUCAACUACUAGUUCGCUCAGUUGUCCAUAUCGUCUUCCGACGGGGGAGUUAUAGUACACACAAAGUCAAGAUGCAGCCUGCAGCAGCCAAGUGGUAUGACAGACGGGACUUUGUCUUUAUAGAGUUCUGUGUGGAAGACAGUAAAGAUGUACACGUACAUUUUGACAAGUUCAAACUUGAUUUCAGCUGUGUCAGUGGAACAAAUAACCUCAAACAUCAGAAUACAGUGGACCUUUAUGGGGAGAUUGACCCCCAAGAAUCCAAACACAGGCGCACAGACAGGUCUGUGUUGUGUUGUUUACGAAAAGCAGAGACUGGGAAAGCGUGGCCUCGACUUACCAAAGACAAGACAAGGUGCAACUGUAUCAGUGUGGAUUUCAAUAACUGGAAAGACUGGGAAGAUGACUCAGAUGAGGACUUAAACAGUUUUGACAAGUUCUCAGAGAUGAUGAACAACAUGGGGGGAGAUGAUCUACCUGACCUAGAUUGUGCUGAUGAUGAGCAUGAGUCCCCAGACAGCGACGAUGAAAAAAUGCCUGACCUCGAGUAGAUCCACUUGAGUGGUAUAAAAUUCAAAAGAAAAAAAAAAUCAUUGAAUAAAGUCAGCUGCAAGUUGGGUGACGACACCGGUCACCUUUUGGAGAAGAAUGCUCAUUUGUGUGCACAGUUUCCAAAGCUUUGGAAUGGAUGAAGGUGUUGGAGACAUGCGCAGAGCCCCCCAUAGUGUUUUUCUUUUUCUCUUCCUCUGCAUGGACAGCUGUGUUCCAAUCCAAAUGUUCUUCAUUCACUUAUGUAACUGUAAAACUAAUGUGCUGAUGUCUUACUCCACCUCUUCUGUUUUUCUUUCUCUUUUUGUUGUGUGUAUCAUGAUUUCUAACAAAUCAAAACGUCUGGGUUUUUUUUGCUUUUGAGAAGGACAUUUCUCUUUUAAUAUUUGUAAUGUAAAUUGCACUUGUUUUGUUGGAUAAUUUAAAAAGUUGAAUUUUUUUUUUUUAUUGUACAUGAACAUGUACGAAUAUUUAACACUAAUGGCAUUUAAACUUAUUUCAGCCAAAUGAAAUGAAGAAUGACGACAUGUUGAGAAUGGUACAGUAUUGGCUCACAGUUUAACUUUGUUUCUAUAACCCAGUGUAUAAAAUGUUGCACAUUGUAGCAAAUACAAAGAAAAAACACUUCUUCCAUAUGCAUUCUAAGGUAAGAACAUCAAUUCUAUACCAAGCCUUGUGCAGGUGAUCAAUGUGUCUUUAUCCAAAAAAAAAAAAAAAAACACUCAAACCACACUUUGGAGACUGGUGUGGUUGAUCAAAAAUGUGUUUAGCAUCAUUUGUACUUUACUGUUGGCAAAAUUUGUAAUAAACUUUGUUCACUCUAUUCAACAGCCGUUUCAGUGAGUUCUCCAUCAUCAGCAACUCAUUUUAAAAGUGUUUAUUAUAUGUACGGGCCGCAUGGUGGUCUAGUGGUUAGCA
This is a messenger RNA of Dunckerocampus dactyliophorus (ringed pipefish), 1543 nucleotides long. RefSeq names its product prostaglandin E synthase 3a (cytosolic) (gene ptges3a). The record is from RefSeq and is a predicted model, not a curated record. Gene Ontology annotation, biological process: chaperone-mediated protein complex assembly; protein folding; prostaglandin biosynthetic process. Gene Ontology annotation, cellular component: nucleus; cytosol. The transcript is spliced from 8 exons. Gene Ontology annotation, molecular function: protein-folding chaperone binding; prostaglandin-E synthase activity; Hsp90 protein binding. Lineage: Eukaryota; Metazoa; Chordata; Actinopteri; Syngnathiformes; Syngnathidae. The coding region runs from base 148 to 627 and encodes 159 amino acids.